UGUGAUCAUCUUUAUUCUGACGUAUAGCUACAGGCCUCAAGAGUCCUCGUAAGCGAAUUGAUUGAUCUGAUGACCGAGGAUCAAUUGAACCUGAAUCGAAUUUUCGACGUCCUGGUGACGGAAGGCGGAGUUUCAUUGGCGAAAACAACAAAAGUUUGUUCGACCUAUGGCGAUCGGUAGCUGGUCCUACCAAAGACCGGCGAUGCGGAGAGAUGUUUCCAUGAAAGAGUUACCUACUGUUGAUACCAAUACGAUUGCACGUUUUUCUUCUUCUCUCGUUUUCCAUUUGAGAAUAAAAGUCUUGCCAGGAUUUCCAGUCCCUACCGCAUGCGCCGGGUUUCAGCUCCGAGAAAACAUGCUGUUUUUUUCGAGAAAGCUGAAUGUGGAGAAAGCUCCCAAGCUAUGGAGCAAGACAACACAAAUGCAUUUGAGUAACCAUAUCUUGACUGUUCCAUGGCUGGUCCAUGAGAUCUCAAGUAGGUGUGCCCCAAGCUCAAGGUUAGUGGGAAAUGGUGACAGAAUGACGAGAAGUGCGGCGAGGUCUGCCUUGUGGCCACCUUGUGGUCAUCAAAACCGCACUUGCGCAUGUCCGGAAACGAUCUCCGUUGUGUACUCGAGUACAAUAAAAUGUUUAUUCAUUCUGUACGAUCGCCGCAACGCCAAGCUAGUCUCGCAUCAAUAUUCUUUGUUGCCGCAGGAUCCCGAGCGAGCCCAUUUCUUGCGUGAGACGCUGACAUCAAAAGCACAAAAGUGAUGCCUCAGGCGAUCAGAGCUGCAUUGAUGGAACCAGGGGAUUGGUAUUGAGCGCAUGGAGGAACUUAUACAGCGCAUGCCUUUCAAGACUUAUCGCAGUCGCUCUGACUAGUUAACGAAAA
Messenger RNA from Aureobasidium pullulans EXF-150, 875 nucleotides. RefSeq lists its product as uncharacterized. Lineage: Eukaryota; Fungi; Ascomycota; Dothideomycetes; Dothideales; Saccotheciaceae. The transcript has a single exon. The coding region runs from base 167 to 754 and encodes 195 amino acids. The record is from RefSeq and is a predicted model, not a curated record.